GCGUGUAUAAGCGUAAAGUUUUAAAUAAGGGUGGUGAGGUGAGCGUGUUCCCCCGUCUAUAGUGUUGGUCAUGACAACAUGGCGCUCGGCGGGGCAAGGUCUGCCCUCUCUGGGCUUUCCGACCUUCGCAAGGAGAAGGCUGAGGAGAAGGAGAACCUGUGGAAGAAGAUCCUAGGAGAGGUGCAGUCAAGCGAACGAAACAAACUACCAUCGUGCAAAUCUGUGCUGGUGUUGGGUGACAAUGAAUCAGGCAAGACCACACUCAUUGCCAAGCUUCAGGGUAAUGAAGACCCCAAGAAGGGCUCAGGGCUGGAGUAUGCCUACAUCGACGUGCGGGACGAGUACCGAGACGACCACACCCGGCUGAGUGUGUGGGUGCUUGACGGUGAGCCAGUCCACGGUGAGCUGCUGGAGUAUGCCGUGAACCCCACUAACCUGGAGCACACCCUUGUCCUCCUCACCGUUUCCAUGACCACACCCUGGGCCAUCAUGGACCAGCUACACACGUGGGCCUCCACCCUACAGGACCACAUCGACAAGCUCAACCUCGACCCCGACCACUUCAAGGAGCGCCAGGACAAGAUGUCGCGGCUCUGGCAGGACUACGUUGAGCCUGGGGAUGAGCUUGAGGCGGGCUCCCCCAUGAAGAGGUCUUCCCGCAACCUUGAGGGGGAGGACGAGCCGGUGCUGCCCCUCGCUGAGAACGUGUUGACUCGGAACCUUGGCCUUCACGUCAUUGUGGUCGUCACCAAGACGGACUACAUGUCGACGUUAGAGAAAGAUUACGACUACAAGGAGGAACACUUUGAUUUCAUUCAGCAGUCGAUACGAAAAUUCUGCCUCCAGUAUGGCGCGGCACUCUUUUAUACCUCGGUGAAGGAGGACAAGAACUGUGACCUCCUGUACAAGUAUCUAGUCCAUAAAAUCUACAACUUCCCCUUUAGGACUCCGGCGCUGGUGGUGGAGAAGGAUGCCGUGUUUAUACCAGCAGGGUGGGACAAUGAGAAGAAGAUCGCCAUCCUGUACGAGAACAUGCACACCAUGACCCCUGAAGACUACUACACCGACGUUAUAGUGCGGCCACCCGUCGUGCGCAAGGCUGUGGCGAGAGAGGUGGAAGUCCAGGCUGAGGACGAACAGGCCUUCCUGGCGAGGCAUCUCUCCCAGCUGCAGGCUGGUGGCAGUGGGGCACCUCACCCCCCUCAAGGCCGCCAGGAGUCACCGCUAAGGCAGUCCCCAGCAGUGCAGAAGACCAGCGACCGGCGGGUGUCCACCGGCGUGCCUGCCAACCAGAUAGGUUCACCGAAGAAGAUUGAGACGAAUAAGCCAGGUGGGCAGGGACCCAGUGAAGGGGUGUUAGCCAACUUCUUCAACUCACUCCUGAGCAAGAAGACCGCCACCAACAGCCCCCCACCCGGCGCCAUCAAAGCAAACGACAAGGCAGCCAUGCGGUCUGAUGCAGCGGCGGAGUUGGACCGUCUCACCCGCAACAAGAAGACCCCAGCCCCCAUCCCCUCCACGGCCGCCAGUCCCCCCCAACAACCGGCACCCGCCACCGCCACCAUCAACAACAACAACACAGAUGCUAACUCCUCGGACUGUUGACUCAGGGCGGCCGCCACAGACGGCUGAGAUUUUUCUACCGACGGGCCGCCACCGCCUCAGCUGCCACCUCCAUCUGCCAUACGCCACCACCCUAAAGUACCUAUUUAGGGGGUCUGGCUGGGCGGCGUGGGGCUAUGGGGUGUGGGGUGUCCUGGAAGAGAAAGGAGAGGAGGGGCCUGAUAUGGGUUUUUUCAUUCCUGUGCGAUAGAGAGAAAAAACGCUUCUUAUGUAUGUUUGUUCCCCCACUCAGACCUGAUGCUUGAGAGGGGAGAGAGGGAGGAGUGAGUGGGAGAGGGGGUGUUGUGUCCUCCAUCCCCACCCACUCACCACUACAACCACCAUCACCACCACUAACCCCGCCAGUCCUGUACAUUGGUUUUGUCUUUCUGUGACUUAACCAAUGACAUCUGUGUGCGUGUGUGUGUGCGUGGGGGCUGUGUGUGCGCAUAGCUAUGUUUAUGUGCCAGGAAUAGUAUUGGGGUGCGAGAAUGUAAGUGCGUAAGGGAAAGAAAGGAAAGGCAGGUAAAGGUGGGUGUCUGUCUGUAGGUCUGCUGGGGGGGACGUGAGUGGCUGUGUGCAUUGUCUGUAUCAUAUUUUCCUAUUUAUUUGUUAAUUUUAUACACACACCUGCUUCCAUGCUGUGGCUCUACCUUACUUGGCUGUACACAAUGCUUGACUGACCCAGGUGUGUGUGUGUGUGUGUGUGUGUGUGUGUGUGUGUGGAAGUCUAAGCUCUAACUUGAUUAUUAGGAAGCAUCAUAACUUUGGGUUUCAUUUAGUUAUUAUUUUUAUCAGCUUUUUGUUUUUGUGUUUUUUCAUAAUAUUUUUUCUCUAUACACGUAUCUUUCCAUCUCUUGGUUUUUUUUUCUCUCUCUCUCUCUCUCUCUCUCUCUCUCUCUCUCUCUCUCUCUCUCUCUCUCUCUCUCUCUCUCUCUCUCUCUCUCUCUCUCUCUCUCUCUCUCUCUCUCACACACACACAUACACAACCCAAGGUGUGAUGCAAACAAGGGGGCAGGUAACCUAUAUUAAUUUUUCCUUCAUUUCUUUAAUGGAAUAAUUCAUUAGUACUUACAGCUAUUUUUUUCUCUUUCCUUCGCUUUGUCUACCUUCCGAAAAGAAGAGGCAGUAUAAUUAUGUAUGUAUAGAGCAUGUUCUGCAUUUCUUAGAGAGUGCGUUGAUCAUCCUUCUUUUAUAAAUGAUUUUUGUAGUAUCGUUAUUAUUAUUACCGUCUUGUUUCUUACCCAGGUUGAGUUACGAGGAAGUUAUUAUAUAUAUAGCAAGAUAAUAGAUUAGGAUUAACCAAGGAGGUAGAGGAGAUAGAGGAGGAAGAGUAAGAAGAAUAGGAGGAGAAAGGACUGAAAGUGAUGAGGAGACAUAUUUCUCUUCCACAAAACCAGAACCACCACCACCAAUGCUUUGACCAGUGUGUGUGUGUGUGUGUGUGUGUGUGUGUGUGUGUGUGUGUGUGUGUGUGUGUGUGUGUAUGGACAGGGCACACUAAACAGACCCCACAUGAUUAUUACUGCCACCAGACACUGAUAUUUUUACUCAGUUGACAUUAAAGUUAUACAAAGAUAGGGCUGAUGUUGCUGCCCCUAUUAUUAUUAUUAUUAUUAUUAUUAUUAUUAUUAUUAUUAUUAUUAUUAUUAUACUGUAACCAGCAUUGAUGCUUCCUAGUUAGCUGGUUUUUAUUCAUUGACAUUAUCUCCUCGGGUUUUGAAUUCAUUUGUUUGAUUAUGGUGUUAGUAUGUCUUUUUGUUAAUAUUUUCGUGUUUUUGGGUAAAUAAUUUUGUUUGUGUAGGUUCUUUUAUUUAUUUAUUUGUUGUUUUGGUGGGAAAUUUACUAAGAGGAUCAAACACAGCUUAAAUCCAACUUAACAUUAUGAUCAAAGAGUUAGAUUGUACAGGAAGCAGAUAUUCUCCACUGUCCUCCCUUUAGUGGAAGCAGAUGUGAGGAGAUUAGGGUAGAGUAGGUCACCAUUUACACAGACUGACACUUGGGGAAGAAAAGGAAAGGUGAAAUUUGGUCAUUGUUGGUGCAGGAGGAAGAAGAGCAGGAGGUCAGAUUAUGUCAACAUUGAUACAUUGAUAAGAUUGAUUCAUAAGGAAGAGGAGGAUAAAAAGAGAGAUGGAUAAGGAAGAAGAGGAGAAUAGAAAGGUUAGAUUAGGUCACCAUUUAAGGAAGGAGAAAGGGAUAAAGGGUUUAUUUAGAUCAUUGGAGAUAAUUAAAAGGAAAAUAUGGAGAAAAAGCAUUGAAUCGGGUUGUUAUCAGAGUAGAGGCCAGAGAGAGAGAGAGAGAGAGAGAGAGAAAUGUGGAAAUCAGAUAAUUGUUGAAAUAGAGAAUGGGGAUGUUGAGGAAGAGGAGGAGAAGGAGAAAAGUGUAAAUCAUGUCACCACUGGUUAAAAAAAAGCAGUAGAGAAGAGGAGGAGAAGCAGAGGUUAGGUCAGGUCAGCACAGGUCACAGCCAUCUGCAGACCUGUCACAAAGAGCUGCAAGAGGUAAAUCGGUGACCCGGUAUAAGGUUAUGAAUACAGUAGAUUAUAAGGAAAUAAAAUCAGCAUUAUUUACGUACUCACACAGUCCAGAUUAACCCUAAAAGAAUGCCAAAGCUUAGCAAUGAGAACUUUAUCCCCUUGUUUAUUUUCUGUACAUAAUGAAACUAUUGUAAUUAUUUUUUGGUUUUUCUCAAGUUAACCUCUAAAUAUUCUAUCGUAAGUUUCAGCUGAUCUGUCUGUCCAUACAUUUAUCUCUGUCUGUCAGCCUAAGCAUCUCUCUAUCCGUCUGUUUAUUUUGGUAAGCUUGGGGAGGGUGAAGCCACUAACACUUUGAGGGGAAGAUCUUAUGUAUAGGUGGUGAGUGGGUGAGGCCAUUAUGAGCUAGAGGGGAGGACAGGUGCAGUUUAUGACAGCCAACAAGAGGGAGGGAAAGGUUUGAUAUUACUUUAGAAACACCUCAGAGACAUGAGAUAAAAGGCUGGGGUGAAAGAGAGAAAAGAGAAUGUGAAAGAAGAGGAAAGAAGUCUAAAAGAGUAAAGUUGUAUUAGAAAGUGUCUUGGAAGCGAGUGGAGAUUAAUUACUUUCAUAUUUGCACUUCAGAAGGAAAGAUAUGAGUGUGUGUUUAUAAGAACAAAAACUAACACAAACACACCAUUCCUUCGAACUACCACACAAACAGACGCACACACACUCACACAUCUGCUGGUCACAUUAACAAGGCAAAUAAGCUCCUCCCCCUUUCCCUAUAAGUGUAUGUCAUUGGCCAAUCCACAAGCAAGCCACACCCCCUCCCCAAUUCUGCAGGUGAUUGGUAGGUGGCAGGAAGAUGUUAGCUCCUAUUGGUGGAUGCUAGGCUGGCUUGGGCGGGGCUUAUUUGCCAGGUUAGUAUAAACAGAGUGACACUACCACUACACCACCACGGCCAUCACACCACCACCACCACAACAGCACAAGACAGCCAGAGCUUUUUUUGAGUAACACCACAAAAAAUAUAUAUAUGUAGAAGCCACUCAAUAGAAAAAUAUAUAUACAUGAAUAUGUGAAUGAAUAGUCAAAACUCACCAAGCUUGUUUUUCUAAGCUUUCACUCAGCUUUUUGGAGCAGCUAAAGUGUUGUUAAGUCAAGCUUUGUUGUUUGUGUUAUUUUUUGAAGAGUAAACAUAAAUAUACAUACCUAAAUAACAACCUUUAUAAUAUUGAAUGAUUACCUGAAGUCUUAACAAACAGGUAUAGUCACUCACCUGUGUAUUGUGAUUACUAGUGGCAGGUGUUUUAAUUCUACUCACAUUUGUAAUCACUAGGCAUGAGAGGGACAGGUGUGUGUGGGUGUUUGUGUGUGUGUGUGUGUGUGUGUAUGUGUGGAUUAUCACCUUGAAUUGCCAGGUGUAAAGUCGCCUUUGUAUUGUAAUUACCACAGUGGCAGGUGUGUGAAUUGCUUAACGAGAUAGUGAGUGACCAGGUGUGUCAAGGUAUGUAGCCUCACCUUUGUACUGUCACCUGUAUUCUCUUACUAAGGGACAGCUAUGCAUCGUCACCUUUGUCUAUAAUCAUUCAUAUAGGGCAGGUGUGUGUGAUUCAUUACCUGUGAUUAUUUAGUGUACAGGUACACUGCCUCACCUCGUUUUGUCACUUGUGAUCUAUGAUAGACAGGUGUGUGCAGUGUCUAAUUAGUAGCAGGUGUGAAAAUUUUUACCUGUACUCUGGAGGGAACAGGUGUAUGUUAUUACUAAUUACAGGUGUGAUUCAUUACCUGUAAUCAUAAUGUACAGGUAUUCUGCCUCAGCUUUGUAUUGUCACCUGUGAGCUAUGAUAGACAGGUAUAUGCAAUGUCUAAAUAGUGACAGGUGUGAGGAUUGUUACCUGUACCUUAAAGAGGGAUGUGUAUGAUGUCAUUAAUUGCAGGUGUGUGACUUGUUAAUAUAGGUGCACACUUCAGCUCGUCUUGUGCCAGGUGUCAGGUUACCUGUUUGGGUGUGGGAGUCAUCUUAGCUCCAGGUAGACAGGUGUGCAGUGAAUGUUUUGGCUACCCAGGUGUGUUGGGGGAGGAAAGGAAGAGCCUGUCACCUGCCCUUUGAUUAGGACAGGUAAACAGGUUCAUCAGGCUGCCACAUGUAAUGUAGGAGACUGAAGAGUUUACUGGAUGAUGAACGAACCAGGGAGGAAGAAAAUAAAAGAAGGAAGAUGAAGAUGAAGAUAGAAGAAAAUAAAAUGAUGGAAGGAAAAGGAGAAGAAUGGAAGACUAAAAAGCAAAGUAAGAGGAAGAUGAGGAUGGAAGAAAAAGCGAAGGAAGAGAAAGAAAAGAGAUAAGGGAAGACAAAAAAGAAAAGGAAGAAGAGGAUGAUGGAAGAAAAAAUAAGCAAGAGAAAGGAUAAUCAGUUUCUCAUUCACCACCACCACCCUCUGGUUCCAGUGGUGGACAUUAACAGUUUAACAUCCUAUUUAGUCUUGGAGGAGAAGUAUUUAUGUAUAUAGCGACAAGUACCGCCGCAGCAGCAGCAGUGAGGAGGCAACAAGCAGUAACUAAGGGAAGGGAAGGGGGGGUUGGUCCUUCGGCAGCAAUAUAUAUUAAAUUAUACUUAGUUAUCAUGAAAAGGGGUUAUUUGAUUAUUAUUAUUAUUAUUAUUAUUAUUAUUAUUAUUAUUAUUAUUAUUAUUAUUAUCAUCUGGUCUUUUGUCGAGCACUUUUAUAAUUUAUUCAUUCAUUUAUUUUUUUAAGGUAAUAAGUGGAAGUAUAUUUACCUGCCGAUAUUAAUUCUGUCGUGAGGGUAAACAUUGGAUCUUGACUUUAAAAAAUUAUAUAUAUAUAUAUAUAUAUAUAUAUAUAUAUAUAUAUAUAUAUAUAUAUAUAUAUAUAUAUAUAUAUAUAUAUAUAUAUAUAUAUAUAUAUAUAUUAUCAACAUUUUUAUUUUUCCAGUUUUUAUCAUCAUUGUGCUGAAUAUAAUGCCCCAUGCAUCAUUUUUUUGUAUUAGUCAUUGUUAUCCGGAAAAAAAAUACGAGUCAAUCAAAUCUGUUAUCGCGCCUGGUUUAGCGUCGAGGGAGAUGUUUUUUUCCUUCUUUUCUUUUGCCAUUGCAGAGAAAUAAAAAAUUGUAUAAAAAUAUGAAAAUAUGAAAUUUGUGAUAACUUC
Molecule: messenger RNA, 7223 nt
Organism: Eriocheir sinensis (Chinese mitten crab)
Lineage: Eukaryota; Metazoa; Arthropoda; Malacostraca; Decapoda; Varunidae
Gene: Dlic
Product: cytoplasmic dynein 1 light intermediate chain 2-like
Exons: 10
Coding region: 79-1605 (508 amino acids)
Biological process (GO): microtubule-based movement; microtubule cytoskeleton organization
Cellular component (GO): cytoplasmic dynein complex; centrosome
Molecular function (GO): dynein heavy chain binding
Source: RefSeq, a predicted model, not a curated record